Messenger RNA from Lepisosteus oculatus (spotted gar), 6738 nucleotides. The record is from RefSeq and is a predicted model, not a curated record. Lineage: Eukaryota; Metazoa; Chordata; Actinopteri; Semionotiformes; Lepisosteidae.
UAUUUCAUGUUUUUAUUGCAUGCAUUUAUUAACUAUAACAGAAUCUAAAACAUUUAAAUAAAAUAGGAAGACUAGUACUCCUAAUACCGAUCCUUGUGGUACUGGACUAAUUAGGCUUCAUCAUCCCAAUUUGAACAUUCAUCUUUUUCUGUAUUUUUUUCUAUCCAUUAUGUAGUUCUUAUUUCAAACAUACACAUUUUCCCAUGGACUACACCUGUAAUUUAAGUAUUAAUCUUUAGUAACAUUAUUAAGCCUCCUACAAGUCUAAAUAUACUACAUGCUCUGGUUGCAUCAUUUCUUCCAUUCUUGUGUUUUAAGUACCUUAAUAAGUUAGUUAAAAUGGACCUAAUAUUGAUCUACGUAUCAGUAUCAAUAUUGAUAAUGUCAAUAUCAAUGAAAAUAAAAAAAUUGAGCAGUUGGGAUUGAAUUGCGAAUAUGUCAUGACAUGCAUCCAGUUUUGUGAUUUUAGUGGUGAUGUAUUCAGGUCUAAAUUGUUUAUUGUGGAUAGGAAAAAUGUUGGUCACAUGUAUGCAUUGCUGUUACUAUUACUCUUUGUAAAGGCUAUUACUAACAAGUAUCACCAAGUGUUCUUUUAGGACCCUAUGCAGAAAGCACAAUCCGGGGAGGAGUGAGGAAAACACAGGGAAAAAAGCAUGCAGAGGGGAUGGAAGGAAAACUUGGGGGUGUGUUCAAGGAGUGUCCUCCCGAUUCCCUGAAAUCAUGGCAGCUGGGAUGCACUCCCCUGGAGGGCCCAACGGGAUUAUCAGGAGCCAGUCUUUCGCUGGCUUCAGUACUCUGCAGGAGCGAAGGUCCAGGUGCAACUCCUUUAUUGGUAACUCAGCUGUGCCCAAGAAGCCCCAGUCCAAGCCAAGGAAGACGCACUUGUCAGGACACAAGACCAGCAGCAGCUCCAAGGAGUCUCAACCCAAGAGAGUGGAGGAGGUGUACGGAGCCCUGAAGAGAGGAUUAGAUGAAUAUCUAGAGGUUCACCAGGCAGAACUGGACAAGCUUACCUCGCAGCUUAAAGACAUGAAGAGAAACUCCAGAUUGGGAGUUCUGUAUGAUCUAGACAAGCAAAUCAAAUCUAUAGAAAGAUAUGUCCGAAGGCUGGAUUUCCACAUAAGCAAGGUGGAUGAGCUGUAUGAAGCCUUCUGUAUCCAGAGACGCUUGCGUGAUGGCGCCUGCAAGAUGAAACAGGCAUUUAGUGCGUCGCCCUCCACCAAGGGCACGAGAGAGAGCCUGGCUGAGAUCAACAGACGCUACAAAGAGUACAGCGAGAACAUGUGCACUUAUGAGUGUGAAUUGGAAAAUCUUUUGGGGGAGUUCCACAUUAAAAUGAAAGGCCUGGCUGGUUUUGCUCGACUCUGCCCAGGGGACCAGUAUGAAAUUUUCAUGCGGUAUGGAAGGCAACGAUGGAAGCUGAAGGGUAAAAUUGAAGUCAACGCAAGACAGAGCUGGGAUGGUGAAGAAAUUAUCUUCUUGCCCCUUAUCACAGAUCUCAUUUCAAUCAAGGUGACAGAACUAAAAAGCCUGGCUUCUCACAUCUUGGUUGGGAGUGUCAUCUGUGAAACCAAGGACUUGUUUACCGCUAGGCCUCAGGUGCUUGCAGUUGACAUCAAUGACCUCGGCACUGUCAAGCUCAACCUGGAGGUCACCUGGUUUCCAUUUGAUGUCGAGGACCUGACCCUGUCUUCUGGGAAUCUGAACAAGGCCUCUGCACUGCAGAGGAGGGUGUCUGUGUACAGCCAGGGCACUCCUGAGACACCCACUUUUGAGGAUACCUCCUUCUUUUCAACCCUGCCUGAUGAUGUCUUUGACAGUGGGUCAUGCUCUGAACGGAAGCGUCUGUCUUUCACCUUCCCAGAAACACUUAAUGGCAGCACCUCGCCACUCUCAGGAGUUCUGGGCCUCUCCAACCCAGAGAUCACAGUCACUCCGCCAGAGAAUGACAGUCAUUCCUUGCACUUGAUGGGAGAGGAGAACGAAGAAGGAAAACAAGGAGAGAAGCAGGAGGGGAGGGAAAAGGAAAACAAUGGCAUUUUGGCGGGUGAGAUGGACUCAGAGUGGGAGCUGCGUGAGAGCCUCCAGAAUGGUCCUACCUCCCUGUGCUCGGAACAGCUGUCCAUGGUGAGGCCUGAGGAUGUGUUCUUGAAUGCCAGCGUCUCAGAAUCUCUCCUGCGGGACUCGGAUGAAGCUCUGGAACUAAAGCCCGUGGAGCUAGACACAGAUGAAGGCAACCUGACCAAACAGCUAGUGAAGAGCCUGACUUCAACAGAAAUGGUCCCAUGUCCAGACAAGUCAGAGGGCUCGCUGAGCUGGGGAUCAGAGGGCAGCAGAUCAUUCCUGGACAGUAGCCUAGAAGAGUCCAUCCAGGGACUGCUAUUGAAGCUGGAGGGCGUAGAAGAGCAGUGCAAGGAGCUUCAGGACCUGGAGCAGGAGGCCAUGCGUCUGGAGGAUCUGCUGAAGUGUAAACCGGCUGCACAGAGGAGCAGGUCCUCCAGUUUAAGUCUGACUGUUGAGAGCGCUUUAGAGAGCUUUGAUUUCCUCAACACCUCAGACUUUGAUGACGAUGACACCGGGGAUGACGGGCUUCCUCGCUCCGUGUUCUUUGACAUGGAGUCAGAGAGGAUCGGGCCUGGGCACCACCCAGAGGCCAGAGGUCACCUGAGCGAAGCCCUGACUGAAGACACAGGAGUUGGGAACAGUGUGGCUGGCAGCCCCCUGCCCCUAACCACUGGCAAUGAGAGUCUGGAUAUUUCCAUUGUUAAGCAUCUCCAGUACUGCAGCCAUCUUGUACAGCAGCUCUUGGCCUCCAGGGGGAGCCCUUCCCACCGGCGAGCAGUGCUGCAGAAAAUCUCGGGACAGACCCUGGUACUGGAGGAACUGGGAGAGAUCAGCACAGAGAGGCUGGGGGCCAUCAGCUCUGUUGCAGAGGUUAUCCCAGGAUUGGCGCAACAGCAGGCCUUGUUGUCACUGUGGGUGGGGUGCAGUGGGUCAGGAAGCAUGUUCCACACGACAGCAGACAGGAUCCUGAAGCAGAUGCACUACUGCUUUGCUCCUGCCCUGCAGGAGAGAUGCCCAGAUGACAUUGACACAGCCAUCCAGACUGUGGUGAGUGAAAUGACAGACAGGAGUGAGCUGGCCUCCUCCACCUCCUCUCCCUGCACUUUCUCCCAGGACGUGGUCACCAUCUUCCAGUUCCAAAACUACAUCUCCACCUAUAGGGUUUCCAACAUGGAGGACCACCUGUUUCAAGUUGCCAGUGAAGCUCGGUUCCUGCUGGCCCUGCGGUCUUCAGAGGUCUACUGUGUGCUGAAGGAGCUGGAGGAAGUGGAGGUCUUGGCUCUUCAGCCUCGACAGGAGACUCUGAAGGUCGUAGCUAUGCUUCUAACUUCCGACUCUAUACAGAUCAGGCAAGCUGCAGACCGAUUCCUUCAGACGGGUGCCAGAGACACAGCAUUUAGACAGAAGGCAGUUUGCUACUACACAGAGGCUCUCUCAGAGGCGGGCGUGCACAGUCAGAGAGCAGCUUGUGCCGCGCUCAGCUGUCUAGUGGCCACUGAAAGUAUUGACGCUGUGGUGUCUCUGUGUGACUCUGCCGAUGAGGAGCUCCGGAAUGUUGCCACAGAAACACUGCUUACUUUUGGGGAAGAUGGUAGACUGGCGUAUGAGCAGCUGGACAAGGUCCCUAGAGAAAUGGUACGGGUGGGCACACGUCGAGGGAACGCAGUUACCACAGCUUUUUGAAGAGCAAAGGACAGGCCUCAACCACAGAGUGAGCAGGGCUGUGGGAGGCCCUGACAGGCCUUCCUGUUGCACAGAUAGAAACUAGAAAGGCUAAAGAGCCACAACAGCCCUACCAGUGUGGCUUCAAGAUCCAUUCACUGGCUGGGCUUUUCAUUUGUGUAUUUCCAGAUAAUUUUCAAGCCAUCUCUUUGCAUUAGUGCAUUUUUAAACUCAUUGUUUUAAUUAAAUUGGUCAUUAUUAUUGUUAUUAUUGUUCAUUGACCUCUUGGUUACGGGCCUGCCAUUUUCUCACUGGGCCACUCUGCUGUUUCAGUUCACAAAGUAAGGUUGGCACUUUAAAGUUGCACUGUAGACAACAAGUACAUACCUUACAUUUUUAUGUUUUUCUGGUACGUACUGUUCAGUUUCAGGGAUAUUUACAAUGUUAACACUUUUAUCACCAUUUGCACAUUGCAUUAAAGUUUUCAGCAAUUAUCUUAAACAAAGGUUUCAUCUUAAGAUCUCUGUUAGGCUGUGUGAGAGAAUUGGGCUGUUUAAAGUGUUUUCCAGGCUUUGUUUAUUCACUCCUGUUGGAGUGUUUCUGUGCAGUUUUUUUUUUACAGAGAGGAAGGGGAGCAAAAAUGAAAAAUUUCAGCCUUUCUGUUUUGCUGGACAAACACUGGGACCACACACGCCUGACACACGCAUACACUAAUCCACUAUUCAGCAAUUAUCAGGGACAUUGACUGAUGCUUGGGGCCAUGUUUGCUGGGCUUUAGUAGGAGAAGAGGAUUGCACUUUGCUUAUAUAAAAAGGAGGCACUGAAGAAUGAUUCCCGAUCCAGAUCUGAAGGAAGACUAUAAGCAUACAAUGAACAUUAUUGCUUCUGUCCUGUUCUGCUCUAAAGCUGUCAUCUCUUAAACAAAAGUCUUCUGGAGUUGCUGAUGUUAACUAAAGCAUUAAUUGAAAUUAUUUAUUUCUGUGCUCUCUGUAUUUAACUUUAACUGGGUAGUUUAUAGAGUUUUUCUAUGUUAUAAUUCAUGCUUUUCAGUUAAAUUUAAGUAUGAAUGAGCUGUGAAUGUGUGUUGUACUUCAUGUUCUGCUCUGCUUAUACAUCAAAAGCUGGUUGUUUAGUAAAAUAGUGACUACAGUUUCUCAGAGAUUUCAGAGAGUCAAAAAUGUACUUGGGUCAUGUUCAAUAUCUUUCAAAAGUUUAUCACCAGCAUUUCAUGAUUCCUCUUUAUCUCUUCAAUUUUGUUUCCCUCUUAACUGCCGAAACUAUAAUAAUGUAUAACUCCAGAUAAUAAGUGAGAAACCUGUUGUUAAAGAUGCUGUUGUUAUUGGUAAUUAAAAUAGCCCAUUUUAACCCUGGCUAUUAUACCUUAUGGCUAACUAUGAAUAUUUCCUAAAGUUUGAUGCAGUCAAUGCCAACAACCAGUAACUUCAAAACAAGCAAACAGUGAAUUAUAUAUACGAGAAGAUGUAUCUAAAAAAUAUGAUUUGAUUUGAUUUUUAUUUCAUUGCCGUCGUCAAACUCCACAGGCUUUAACAUUUACAGAUUUUAUUAUUCAGUUUAGUCAUGGGUCCAUCACAAGGUUUUCCAAUCCUGUUCCUUUAUCUCUGUUUAUCCGCUUACUCCUAAAACAUCAAUUAAACUAACAUUCAAUGUUCGACAUUAUUUUCUAUUCUGAAAGGUUGCAGGUUUUAGAUGUAACUACCAAAUAUCUUACAGUUUAAGAAAUGAAAAAAAUAUAAUAGAUCAAUCAAAUUAUUAGUUCAAUUAAGGGCUCAAUUAAUUGGUAGCUCAGCAGACAGCAUGGCCACUAGGAGUUAGGAUUUGGAAACCCUGUUCAAGUCAGGGGGAACAACUCCAAUCCUUGAGGUUUCUAGUGUAUUUCUAUCUGAGCCUGUAAUCACCUGAUCAAAAUCAUUAUUUUAAGUCCACCCCUGUCCUUAAUAAGCUGCAGAUUUACACAAACCUAUAAAUCCUGGUGGAGCAACACUUUGAGACGAGAGCCACACCUUUCCCGAUUGUAAGAUAGAAAUGCCCAGAUUUUUUUCUGGCAUUCAUUAGUAGAUACAUGUGAAAAUCUGGGGUGACUGAAAUUGAGAGCAAAACUGAGUAAUGCAGAAAGAAGGAUCUGAUAUUUAUUUUUCUGGUUUUGACACAGUUAAAGAUAGAAGUGUGUUUUACUGAAAGAAAAACAAUGCGACAUCAGUAAUGUUAUCACUAACAGUGACAAAUGUUUAUGAUUUUUCCUGUUUGUUAACUGGAAACAAUCAUUAGCAGAAGCUUGUGGCAAAACAUAAAUGUAAUUUAUCUACAAGGUAAUUGAACUGGUCUUUUUGGAAUUCUGGAAAACGUUUCCUGAAAGCAUUAGUAGCAAUUAGUAUGAACCAAGAAUCUUGUUUUGUGAUAAUCAUAAUCAUAAAAACAAUAUUCAUAAGGUGCUUGCAGAUAAUAAAACCUUUGAGUUUUCAAAAUGAAAUGUCCAGCACUAAGCAGAGCAUCAUUAUCCUGAAAAAAUAAUAAAAUACCCUGUGUUACACUUAAGUAGUAAGCAUCAGUGACAUCAAGGAGAUCAUUAAAGAGAGGAAAUAAUUUGACUCACUCCCCUGUUGUAUUUGUCUGUAGUCCCAAAGUCAAUACUAGGAACAACCACCUUCACUAUACAGUAGAAUAAAGGAGAACUGAGAAUGUAACAAAACCAUAGGUUACAGUUUUCAGUACCACCAAGAUAUGACUAGAAAACACUUCUUCAAGUAUUCAUUCAAUUCAGUUCUAUUAGAAAAGUUGUGUAAAAACUAGUUUGUUUCUCAAACAUGAAGGGUAUUCUGUUUUAUUUUUCUUAUGCACUGUGAAUCGUAGUACUUUUUAGUUUUGUAAAAAAAAGUAUUUGAGAUAAAAAUGGUUAAUGUUUGUACGUGUUGAGCAUCUGGAUGCUUACCGUUGCUUCUUAUAAAAACUCCACAGUUCCUUUGUACAGAAAGAUUAAAGUGGCCUGUAUCAUAA